CAAUUCCUCCACCGAUUCAAACAACCCAAACAUCCCAAUCAUGGCGGGCGGCUCUGAGGUGAUGGCAGUAUUGAUGCCAUUCAUCUCAUGGUCAGUCUUACCUCAAUUAUUAACAAAAUUUGCUCUUCGAGGUUUGUAUGAUAUGCAUAUCCUUACGCGACCAUCUACACCAAUUCAAGCACAAUUACAUGCUCGUCGGGUGCAGGCAUUGGUGAUUAUUGGGUAUCUUCUUUAUACUGUUUACAGCACAAUAUUCAAGCGAGAUCCAAACUUUUACGAGGUAUUGGGCAUUCCUUUGGAUUGUGACGCAGAUGAUAUCAGACGAUCUUUCCGUAGACUAGCACGCAUUUAUCAUCCCGAUAAGACCGCCGGUCGUCAGCAAGAUCAAUUGUUCUUUAUUGAGAUACGCAAAGCACAUGACGCACUAGCAGAUCCUCUGAAACGGCUUGCAUACGAUCGAUUCGGACCAUCCGUGUUGGAAAAGAGGGAGUUGGCAACAGAAAGAGAAUUCUUUUUACAUGGAUUCCAAAGCAGUUUAGGUUUUUACAUCGUUCAUCCUAUAUCGUAUGGUUUCGUCAAUUGGCUUGCAGGCAGAAAGGCAAUCAGUUACUGGCUAGUAACCCUUUAUAUCAUCUUACUCGCCUCAGAGUUCUCACUCAUCAUGGGCGUUCGCAGAUGGGAUGGUUUUGGCCUUCUUCCAGCAACAAUGACCGCUCAUGACUUGGUGGCUUCUUUGCAUUCCGCAUACACUGCAGUCAUUCUGGCAUCUUCUCACCUUGGACCACUUUUGCCGACAUUACGCAAUCCAGCAGCAAAUACUUCGUUCAACCAUCUCUUCGAUGGUGCCGCAUCCGAGAAAGAUAUGGUCGGGCUUAGAGAACUGGUGAUGCAGCAAGAGAUGAAGAUGGCCGACAUUCAUAUUCAAUCUGGUAGAAAUCAAGAUAUGAAUUUGUUGCCAUUACGACCUAUACCCAAAUCCAGCGUUUCAACAUUACAGCAAGCGGCCAAUGAAGCAGCCAAACGUCGAUCAAAACCGAGAAUCACGGGAACCGGUCCUUCUGUUCGUCAACCGUCUAGGCUUGAGCAAACAUUUAUUCAUCGUUUAAGUCAAUUGAUCUUGCGUCAUAGACUGGAGGUGAUUCCAGCUGUACGAGAAGCUGAGAAGAAAAGAUCGGCAAGUAGACAUGAAAGGAAGGAGAUUCGAAGGUCUGAAUCAGAAGCUUCUGUCGAACAAGUACCAUCGAGUAUAAGUUCCAAUGGGAACGGGGUUAACAAUGUCAAAGCAUGAUUGAAGAGAUGUAUCUUCUUUUAAUUUAUACUGUACACUAUCAUACAAAUAGCAGCAACAACAACUGUACUACAAUGAAUUGUCUUCAACUAAUACUCUUUUAACUUCACCUUGACGAAGAUGGAUUCAGACCGAAUUUGUCCACCACAAUUUGGACAAUAUCGCUCCAUUCUAGCAUAGCACCAUUUCCCAAAUCACCGCAUGCCAACUUCUUCUGAAUAGGACCGUGUACAUUGUAUCCCAAUGUUUCUUUCGCAAAGCGAACAUGAACAUCUGUCAGAGGAUGCAUAUGCAUCAGUGUAUUCAUGGCGGGAAAUAAGUAGGUUGGCGUCGAAGGUGAAAGCGCACGUAGGAAGCUUGUCUAGAGAAUAGAGAAAGGGAAAAGCAAGUCAGUGUGUCUAG
Molecule: messenger RNA, 1690 nt
Organism: Meira miltonrushii
Lineage: Eukaryota; Fungi; Basidiomycota; Exobasidiomycetes; Exobasidiales; Brachybasidiaceae
Product: DnaJ-domain-containing protein
Exons: 1
Coding region: 41-1288 (415 amino acids)
Cellular component (GO): endoplasmic reticulum
Molecular function (GO): protein-folding chaperone binding; misfolded protein binding
Source: RefSeq, a predicted model, not a curated record